AGAGUGGCCUUCUCUCCAGCCUUUCCUUGACCGACUUCUCCAGGCUUUUCCAUUCUGGGAUGGAUGUGUUCGCUGUAGCAGGAGAGAAUGGAGACUAUAGACAACAGAGGAGCUCUGCUCUCUCAACUACAGACCUGUACGGUUAUGACAGAGGCCAUGUCUAUGGAGGCUCCUGUCUCUGUCUCUCGUCAUCCUUCAGCGUGUUAUGCUGUACCUCUUCAGAUUGGAGCCGGAGCCCCUCAGCAUCUUCAGGCCGUCUCCUCUCUGCAUGCUGGGGUAAACAGGUGGAGCUUCGGUGCGGCUGAGGGCCGUGAACGGCCCUGCAGUAGUGCUAAUGAAGAGAGCCAGAGGAGGGCCAGGGCCUCCCCAGUCCACCGGACAGGGACUCCUACUCUCACUCCCGCUGCCUUGGAACGGGAUAGCCUGCAGCAGGGAUUGGAAGGAGAGGUGGAAGAGUGGGACUCGUGUCAUCAAUCAGGGUCUGGGGUGGGAGUGUCUGAUAGGUGGCUGGAGAGAGCUCUACCUCUGCGUAGAGCGAGGGAAGAGGGAGGACUCUAUUGGGGUGAGGAGGCCUGGUCUGGACCUGGGGACAAAGACGAGGAAAGGAACCGAGCCCUCCAGCAGACACCUGUCCUCCUGGUCCAGCAGGCUGAUGUAUAUACCGUUGGGCCGGAGGGGCUACCGAGGCCUGCUAACAAGAGCCCAGGUGUCCUGUCAGGCCUACCUGAUGGCUGCAGGGUCCUGGGAGGGGUCCUGGCAACUGACUGCUGCAGAGGGGACCUGUCCAGGGCCGGAGCCCGCUACGGUGGCCCUGCAGGGACCUCAUUAGGCACUGCUGUAUCCUAUCUGCAGAGAGGAGACGGAGGAGGAAUAGACGGGUGGACGGAGGAACGAACGGACCGUGCCCACCUCCCACAGGCCAGCAGCAGCUCAACAUACACACAGACCUCUCCCUCUCGGUUUGACACACACACUCCCUCUAUGUCUCAGCUCGACAAUCACAGCCAGGCAACACACACUGCCACUCGGCAGGACAGACACAGACGUAGCCAGGCGGUACGCGGCCUACCGCUAGAGGCUUUGGAGGGGCAGUUCAGUCGUGUCAUGAUGGAUCGAUCCAGGAUGACGGUGGUGGGCCACAGGGAGAACGACAAGGAGGGGGAGGCUGGGGCUAGGAGGGAAGAGGUGGAGCAGAGCUUCAGGCUGGGCACUCUGGUCAGCAGGGUGUUUAGGGAGGAGGAGAAGCAGUUCUCUGUCUCUGGACUAAGUGUUCUGGUUAGAAGGGUAUGCCAGAUCUCUGGGAUUGGAGGGGAGCAGGAGCUAGACUCUCUGGGGGAAGAGGUCUCUGGGAUGGGUUCUCUGGUCAGCAGGGGGCCCUCCUGGAUGUUUCCGGACACAGGCAGUCUCCGCAGCUCCACCCCCAGGAUCCUGCAGCAGGUCUGGGAAGGUACAGGAGUUCUGCAUCCUGGAGCUGGGGGAGGAGCCAGCUCCAACUGGUCCAGUCAGGUUGUGAGGGAAAGUCAGGUGCUGUCGGUGGUCAAAGAUAGCCAGGUCUUCUCAUUGGUCAGAGAGAGUCGCAUGUACUCCCUGGUCCGAGACAGUCAGGUGUUCUCUAUGGUCAGUGAGCUGCCGUUUGUGCAUCACAUCAGCACAGAGCUAACUCAAGACAUUCACAAUGAGCUCACUCAGGUUCUUCAGCCAGUGGAAUCAACUGGACUCCAGCAGAAAGCUAUUGACCUCAACACAACACCAGAAAUAAAACUGCCCCUAGUCCACAACACUGUCCUCAGCACAGUACCAAGCCUGUACCCAGCCCACAACACCAUAGAAUUUGCAAAUAAACAGAGCACAGGUAAAGAAGUGGAUUGGAGAGCAGAGGACCAGAGUCCCAUCAGUGAACUGGCUUGUACAUCGGAGCAGGAGGGUAGAGAGGAAGCUCUAGCUAAGUCGGAGGAACAGAGUCAUGUCAGAGAACUACAGUGUACAUCAGAGCAUGAGAGUGGAGAGGAAGCUAAGUCGGAGGAACAGUGUCCCAUCAGAGAACUGGAGUGUACAUCAGAGAACAAGGGUGGAGAUGAAGCUCCCGCUAAGUCAGAAGAACCAAGUCACAUCAGAGAAGUGGAUUGUACAUCAGAGAACGCGGGUGGAAAUGAAGUUUUAAGGAAGUCGGAGGAACAGUGCCCCAUCAGAGAACUAGGGUGUACAUCAGAGCAGCAGGUCAGAGAGGUGGCUCUACCUAAGUCAGAAGAACCAAGUUCCAUCAGAGAAGUGGAGUGUACAUCAGAGCUGGAGGGCAGAGAGGAAGCUCUACCUAAGUCAGAAGAACCAAGUUCCAUCAGAGAAGUGGAGUGUACAUCGGAGCAGGAGGGCAAAAAGGAAGCUCUAGCCAAGUCAGAAGAACCAAGUCCCAUCACAGAAUUGGAGUGUACAUUGGAGCAGGAGGGCAAAGAGGAAGCUCUGGCUAAGUCGGAGGAACAGAGUCCCAUCACAGAAUUGGAGUGUACUUCAGAGAACGAGGGUGGAGAGGAAGCUCUAGCUAAGUCGGAGGAACAGAGUCCCAUCACAGAACUGGAGUGUACAUCAGAGCGGGAGGGCAGAGAGGAAGCUCUGGCUAAGUUGGAGGAACAGAGACCCAUCAGAGAACUACAGUGUACAUCAGAGAACGAGGGUGGAGAGGAAGCUCUAGCUAAGUCGGAGGAACAGAGACCCAUCAGAGAACUACAGUGUACAUCAGAGAACGAGGGUGGAGAGGAAGCUCUAGCUAAGUCGGAGGAACAGAGACCCAUCAGAGAACUACAGUGUACAUCAGAGAACGAGGGUGGAGAGGAAGCUCUAGCUAAGUCGGAGGAACAGAGUAUAACCAAGGAGGCGCAGUGGCCAUCAAAGGACCAGAUCGAGAUCGUGGAGGACCAACAUUGUGUCACUUGUGGAGCCAAGAGCACCAAGUCACAGCCCCCUCCAGAGCAGCGUAACAACACCAGUUCCACAGGCCCAAAGAAUAUCUUUAUUCCUGGGCAUGGGAAUCAGAGGACUGAUGAUGUUCUGGUGUAUUAUGGGAGCCUGGUGGAGUUCCCAGGGGCUCUUGUUAAACUCCAGUCCCUUCCCGUAUCCACCCUCCUGGGCUGUCUCCAGUCCGUCCUCCCCUCCGUCUUCACCUCACAGAGACUACUGGGUCUCUACUGGCUGGGCGUGACUAACUGCAGCCAGCCCCACCCACGCCUCGCCCUUGUUCUCCUAUUGGAGUCCUGCCUCUACGCCCUGACCUUUGACCCUGACACGCCAGAUCAGACCACGUCUCUGACAGUGUUCCACCACCUCCCCCUGCUACAGGUUAAGGAGAUCCUGGUGGGUUUUGGCGGUCAGAGCCUGCGUCUCAAGGCCUCCAGUGAGGAGUGUGUCCUCACCCUCUACACCCACAGAGAGAAGCCUCAUCUGGGAGAGGUUAGACUGCUGCUUUACACCAGCGUUGGUGUGACAACGACCCCUGACCCCAGACCUGAACCCUGGGCCCAGCUCCUCCUCACAGACACACACCUGGGACUGGUGCAGGAGGAUACAGUGUUCCACCCCGCCCCCCACCACGUCCCCCUGCUGUCCCGCCAGGCCCAGUUCAAGGGGGUGACCCUCCGUUGCCUCUCCGACGUCCGCUGUGUGAUAGUCCGAGACGGGUUUGGGAGCUCGACCAGUUCUUAGGUGGGGCAACCAGGCUGGACAUCAUCCUGUCUCAGGACUGGAGGACCAGGAGAGAGAGGCCUAGAGGUCACCCUGAAAGAGGUGCUGUUGCUGAAGCUGAUGGAAGUGCCGUAGGGGGGGUAGCUGGAGCUAGUGUCCUGUCUGCUGCCUCUAAUUCAUGUCCUCCUCCGCAGCAGGCUGAAGUAUGGAAAUUACAUUUCAGCUGCUCCUCCGAGGCCGCCUGUCUGAUUAAUCACUUGUCAAACGUCUGAAUGGUCACUGAUCAAGGACUAGAGGACUGGACAGAACAUAAUGAACUACAGAACAGGGACCAGUUCUGUCCGGUCCUAACUCUCAUCGAGAGGACGGCAAGGUGUGUGUUUGCUCACGGAGUGGCAGUCAAGGGUCCAAUGUAUCUCAAACAAACAAUGGAGAAUAUCGCUACCAUUAAACUCUUUAGGGCCAGUUUCCCGAACACAGACUAACCCUAGUCAUGGACUUAACAGCAGGCUCAAAAGACAACCUCCUUAUUCCUUAUAGUCCAGGGAACAGGCCCAUAGAGUAUAGUAAUACAUUGAUGAUGUGUUUAAGUUUUGGUGAAUGUUUCCAUGCACAUAGUUCUAGGCAAUUUCUAAAUCAAAUGUUCCACUUUCACGUUCAUUUAAAGAGACUCCGGGACAUGACGUCGUAGUGGUCCUUAGUGGGUCAAUUUCCGCAAAAACUAAGAGCAUUGAAACGUGAGGCUCAACUUCUCCGCUGUCUUGAUGCCCUAGCUACCAGCGAACACAUGCGCAUGAGCAGAUAUUGUGUGUGACUGAGAGGGAAGUCCUGAAUCUCGCUCAUCUCAAUAUUUGCGGAGCUGCUUGUGGCCACAUCAUUUCGCAGUCUACCUUUUUAAGUCUUUCUGAAAUGCACUAUAUUUGUUUCUCUUCUGUUCAAGGCUGUGUGUUAUUGUUAGUCUGUUCAUACUGUUUUUGUUCACCUUGUGGAGGGAAUACAGGACACUUGGUUCUACAGAAUGUAAGCCAUUUUAAGGGAAGAUGUGAAGGGCACAAAUAAUUGCAGGGUAAGCUUUUUAAGCAUAUUUGAACAUUUGACCACAAAACAGACCCGUGUUAAAUAUUUUUUUUUAAAUAGCGUUUUAUGGACGUGUGUGUAAACGAUGAAUGUAUUUUAUACCAAAUAAAGUCAUGCAAUUGAAAUUAAAUAUAUUUUGAAUAUUUGCCUGUCAUAAUUUGACACUCGUGUGUAAAAAUACAUGUAUUAAAAUGAUCAUGUUUACAAUGCUGCAGGUGGCAAGGCUGUUUGUUUUUGUUUGUAAACUAAUAAAAGUAAUUAUUUUUU
Molecule: messenger RNA, 5016 nt
Organism: Salvelinus fontinalis (brook trout)
Lineage: Eukaryota; Metazoa; Chordata; Actinopteri; Salmoniformes; Salmonidae
Product: kinesin-like protein KIF16B
Exons: 8
Coding region: 88-3693 (1201 amino acids)
Biological process (GO): microtubule-based movement
Molecular function (GO): microtubule motor activity; ATP binding; microtubule binding
Source: RefSeq, a predicted model, not a curated record